Molecule: messenger RNA, 1761 nt
Organism: Rubroshorea leprosula
Lineage: Eukaryota; Viridiplantae; Streptophyta; Magnoliopsida; Malvales; Dipterocarpaceae
Source: the annotation of a GenBank genome assembly
AUUUGAUUGCCCUUCUCUGUCAAACUAACAGACGUUAAAAAUUCAGAAAAACCCAUUUUUGGGGCACCCUCAAGAUCCCAAUGUCCUAAGAGAUCUCCAUCUUAACCACUUGUUCCGGUGACAGAGCAGCUGUAAUCUCCAUUGCUGAUAUACCCUUUUCCUCAUCUGGGUUCUCCUCGUCGUUCACUUCUGGGUAUUGGGUUGUUCUUGUUCGAGCUGGUUAUUUGCUAGUUUUUGGGAGAUUUGAGCGUUGGGAGAGGCGGUGCUCCAGAAGAAAUGAGGGUUUGGAGGUGGGUUUUUGUUGGGGUUCUCGUUGCUGCCUUUGUUUUGAGGAUUGGUGCUUUCAAGCUGGGCCGCAGUCAUCACACUGAGCGAAUUUCAGGUAGUGCUGGUGAUGUCUUGGAAGAUGACCCAGUUGGAAGGUUGAAGGUCUUUGUUUAUGAGCUUCCUAGCAAAUACAACAAGAAGAUUUUGCAGAAGGAUCCAAGAUGCCUUACCCAUAUGUUUGCAGCUGAGAUCUUUAUGCAUAGGUUUCUAUUAUCUAGUCCUGUUAGAACCCUCAAUCCUGAGGAAGCUGAUUGGUUUUACACACCUGUAUACACUACUUGUGACUUGACACCAAAUGGCCUGCCUCUGCCAUUUAAGUCACCACGAAUGAUGAGAAGUGCAAUUCAGCUCAUUUCUUCGAACUGGCCUUACUGGAAUCGGACAGAAGGUGCCGAUCAUUUUUUUGUGGUGCCACAUGACUUUGGAGCAUGCUUCCAUUAUCAAGAAGAGAAGGCCAUUGAAAGAAAAAUUCUUCCAUUGCUUCAACGUGCUACAUUGGUUCAGACUUUUGGACAGCGAAAUCAUGUCUGCUUGAAGGAGGGUUCAAUUACAAUUCCACCAUAUGCUCCACCCCAGAAAAUGCAUACACACCUGAUUCCUGAAAAAACUCCUAGGUCCAUUUUUGUUUACUUCCGAGGAUUGUUUUAUGACGUGGGAAAUGACCCAGAAGGCGGUUAUUAUGCGAGAGGUGCUCGAGCAGCAGUCUGGGAGAACUUCAAGGACAAUCCACUCUUUGACAUUUCAACUGAGCACCCAACAACAUACUAUGAGGACAUGCAACGUGCCGUGUUUUGCCUGUGUCCACUUGGGUGGGCUCCAUGGAGCCCUAGAUUGGUAGAAGCUGUGAUAUUUGGAUGCAUCCCUGUCAUCAUAGCUGACGAGAUUGUUCUACCCUUUGCCGAUGCAAUCCCGUGGGAAGAAAUUGGUGUAUUCGUUGAUGAGAAGGAUGUUCCCAACUUGGACACCAUACUCACAUCGAUCCCACCAGAAGUAAUACUAAGAAAGCAGAGACUGCUUGCAAACCCUUCAAUGAAACAGGCAAUGUUAUUCCCACAACCUGCUCAACCAGGAGAUGCUUUCCAUCAAGUUCUGAAUGGGCUUGCCCGGAAGUUGCCGCAUGAUAACACUGUUUACUUGAAACCAGGUGAAAAGAUCUUAAAUUGGACUGCAGGCCCCGUUGGUGACCUCAAACCUUGGUAGCAGUUGUAAUGUAAUUGAUGUUGUUGUAAUGUCAAACAUCCUUCAAAACGGCUAGCUCAUUGUCUCUCUGAACGUUAAUCAGGCUUGUUAGUCUUAUUUGGCUACAGAUUAUGUAUGAAAUGUAUAUCUCCAUUCCUCCUAAUGCAUUAGAUCAGUAAAUUGCAUCAUUGUUGGAUGUUAUGAUCCUUUUCGAGAUAUUGAUCGAAGAGAAAUGAAUAAUAACACCAAUUUUUA